AGCUAAUUUUAGAACGUGUCUUUUAUAUUAGAUGGCGGUAAAAAUUGUAAGUUUGAUUUUAGCAUGAAACACCGCUAUCUACUCAUUUUAUGUGCAAUUUUCUUGUAUAACCUAGAAUCUUGACACUGUAAGCACGGCGUUGUGUGAAUGUGAACGGACAAAUUAACGCCGGACAAAGUAUAAAAACUAUUGUUUGAACGUUAUUUAAGUGAUAUUAACGGAUUUGUUAUCGUGGUGAAAGAAAGAAUUAAAUCGAAUAGCCGCGGGUAGGAAAAGCAUGAAAUUGACAUAAAUAACGUAUUGGUUUUCGUAUCCUGUCGCGGUAUUUCUAAACGCGGGUUGGUUCUUUGUCCCCCUCCCACCCUUUGGAACCCAUCCGAAAAUCGCGCAGCAUCCUUGCGCGCGAAACACGCGUAUGCCGGUGGACGCACAUUGUGUGCCUGUACUACGUUGUACAUACCUGUGAAUAGUGUAUUUUAAGCUUUAGUUUUACGGGAUGAGUGUGUGAAAAAUCGGAGCGUGCAUAGUAACCAUAAAGAGAACGAAUAGUAUAGAACUUUAAUCAAACGAUAUUUAUCAAUCGGUGAUCAUUCGGAGUAAUCGUAGCCGGAGUAAAGUUUGUAUGUAAUAUCGGAAAAGGGAGGACCUCCAUUAUUGUACCUGGUAUCAUUUCGGAAAUGAAUUUCGUAACAUCGGUGACAAUACGAGGAAUCUGAAUUUUGCGGAUCUUUUGCUUCACCUCCCCCUCUCUGCUUUCCUACCCCUAAUUCCCUCCCGUCCGUCGAUGAACAAGCAGUUGUCGUUUUUUGCAUGUUUCACUUUUUUUUUCCUUCGACAUCCCCCCAGUUUCGUUCGUUCGUCGUCGAAGCUGUUGUGCCGUUUGGUAAAACUUAAAAAGCCAAGUAGAUUAAGCUGUGUUAAGUUGAACAAUUCUCUUUGUGUUCUCGUUCCUCGUUGUCCGGCAGUGUUGUCAAAAUUCCGGCAGCACCGCUCGCCCAGCUGCCAUUGCUGUACUGUCUGGCGUUCAAUCGCAGUUUCAUAAAUACGAUACUUUUUUUCCGUCAUUAUUCUCGUUGUUGUCGUCGUCCGUCGUCCUCGUCGUCGUGGAAGCAGCGGAGAUGCCACACUGUUGAAAGUCACACGUAGAACAUGCCCGCAGAACAGACGUAGCGGGCGAUUCUACCUUUAGCUCCAGACGCCGGUUCUGAGCGAGCUAACCUUCACAGUGAGAGUUCCUCUUAUCUGUUUAAUCAUCGUUCAUCGAGCCCGAAGCAUCGGUACAGAUUGACAGAACGAUGAAGUGGCUUGGUGCGAGUAGCGCUGGUGCCGCAGGAGAACCGGCACCUUCGAUGCAGUUGCACCAUCCUUCCGCGAAUGGACAUAUACCCACGGAUGCAGAACAAUGUGGACAAGUAAUGGCUGGUGGCGAUAGUAUGCGUAUACAACCUGGUCAAACGCAUCAGAUAGGUGUAAGCAGAACUCAAGAUGAUGCCAUGGUGGGUUAUGUAUUUCAACGACCUACAGAAGCAGAAUUUAAUGCCCAGUCUUCAGCUUUUCAAACAAAACAAGCCCCGCGUGCAUGGGCUCUUGCAGAUGAUGCUAUUAUUGAUAAUAAUCCAGAGAAGUGGAAAUAUCCUAUUACUAAAUUGAGUAUGCCACAGCAGAAUCAACCUCAACAAUUGGGUCUACAAACUAUGAACAAUGUGCAUCUACCAUAUGAAAUACAUCCAAUGCAACUAAAAAGUGGAGCACCAGGAGCAGAACAUUUAAUUUAUCUCAAUAAUCAGAUGACAGCUCAGCAACAGGUUGCUCUAUUUCAUCAUCAGCAACAGCAACAACAGCAACAGUUCAGGAAUGGCCAGCUCGCUCCCUCGGCAAAAAAGCUCUGGGGCGUGGACGAGGGUGGCUCCAAGGACGAAGGGGGUGUAAAAGGUGGUGGGAUACUUCACCUGGGCGACCACCAGAUGUGGCGAGAUUCUACCUGGAGCACCUCAGAUCAUGCCGUUUCACAACCAAUAUCCAUGGGCACAGGUAGACGUGUGGGUGUUGGGACUGGUUAUCACCAUCAAACAUCUGAAGUUGGGACAGUCCUCAGCCCUAGAAGCAGCGAAACUGGCGGUCUGGGGGUUAAAAUGGUCGAGUACGUCCUUGGAUCAAGUCCUACGACGCCCAAAGAUUUGGAACCCAGAAUGGUUUCUUUGAGAUUGAACACCGAUUCAGAUAAGAAGGAAAAAGAGAAGGGCUCGGCAAGUCCUUUCGACAGUUCUAAAGACGAUACAGGACCACAGAACAACGGAUUAGCGUCUCAAAAUGGUCUCGACGACGACAAAGGAUUCAAUCGUACGCCAGGUAGUCGUCAACCCUCGCCAGGCGAAGAAGAGUUCCAAAAGAAUGCAGCAGCGACCCUGGCUGUGAGCGCUGGGGGUGGCGGGGUCGUGCUGCUGAAACCCGGGGUCGACGUGGUCGGAAGCGAGGAACAUUUCAUGGCUGCUUUCGCCCCGGCGCCGCCUCAUCAUUUGCAACAUCAUCAGGCACCACCAACGCAUCAUCUUCAGCAUCCGCAUUCUCAUGCCGCCCAGCUCUUUGGUGCACAGGCACCUCCGCCCCCGCAGGGUCCUCCGCCAUCGCAGCAACAGCAACAGCAACAGGGACCCCCUCAGCCUCAAGACACAACCACUCACUUUGAUGUACAGCAACUGUUUCGUAGUCAGCCGCAAGGAGCGACGCCACAGCAACUACAGUUGUUACAACAGCAGCAGCAGCAACAGCAACAGCAAUACUUGGCCGCAUCGCAGGCUCAACAGCAACAGCAGCAACAACAGCAACAAAACUUUCCCACGGCACCUUAUACCGUGAUCAGCGGGCAAGAACCAUACGUCGGUGCAUUGAUAGCUGGAGCACCACCUCCAGUGGUACCACAGUAUUAUGGAGUCGCGCCAUGGGUUUAUCCAGCCGGAUUGUUGCCCCAAGCACCACCUCAGGCUGCGGCUCCACCGCCACCCAGGCGACCACUGACACCAUCCUCGGCUGCAGCGGCAGCAGCCGCCGCCCAAGACACUGCAAAUAAUUUGGCACAGACGGUUCAAGGCCAAUAUCAGGUGAUACCAGCGUAUUACGAUCAAAAUGGUUCCAUAGUGAUGGGAGGGGUGCGUGGUCUAAGCUCCGCAGCAACCCCCAUGAGAUUAGUCAGUCCAGCGCCAGUUUUGGUAAACAGAGCUCCGUCACAACCACCACCAGGACCACCGGCUCCUCCACCACCGAGUCUUUAUUCACAGCCGACACCGACGUCCCAUAGUAAUGCGACACCCGGCGAAUGUUUGGGUCUUGGUCUUGGAGCUUCGUCGACUGCCCGAAGAGACUCGUUUGAUAGAAACACCUCGGCUUUCAGUCCCAGUUUGGAAUACAGCCGGGCUAAGUGGCCUCAAAGUUACGGAGCUCUUGGGACGGUAACGGCAUCACCGAGCCCAUUAGGAUUAUCCUUAACACCACCUCCAACUUUGGGAGGGUCUUUAGGCGGAUUGGUCGGCGGGGCUAGUCGCGUGUCUGCUGCUCCUGGCGCCGAAGCCAAAUUCCGUGCCAGCGCAGUUCCAGCUCUAACAGCUAAUGGAGUUUUUGGCUCUAGUAGUUCUCUUUUCCCUAACCUGGUAGGCAAACCUGGCCGCGGUGGUACAACUAGCAUCGGCGACAAAAAUGCCGGAGGACGAUCGCGUUUAUUGGAAGAUUUCAGAAAUAACCGAUUCCCGAGUCUUCAGCUACGCGAUUUGACCAAUCACAUAGUCGAGUUCAGCCAAGAUCAGCAUGGUUCUCGUUUCAUUCAGCAGAAAUUAGAACGUGCCUCAGCCAGCGAGAAGCAACUCGUGUUUCAAGAGAUUCUCACAUCUGCUUAUUCAUUGAUGACAGACGUAUUUGGGAAUUACGUUAUUCAAAAAUUCUUCGAGUUUGGCACACCGGAACAAAAGUCUACUCUGGCUCAAAAAGUGCGAGGACACGUACUGCCUUUGGCACUGCAGAUGUACGGCUGUAGAGUGAUUCAGAAGGCUCUCGAAUCGAUCGGACCCGAACAGCAACAAGAGAUUGUCCGAGAACUGGAUGGACACGUUUUGAAAUGCGUUAAAGAUCAGAAUGGUAAUCACGUCGUGCAAAAAUGCAUCGAGUGUGUUGAACCACGAGCAUUGCAAUUCGUAAUCGGAGCAUUCGCCGGACAAGUUUACUCGUUGAGCACUCAUCCUUACGGUUGUAGAGUGAUCCAACGUAUUUUAGAACAUUGCACUCCUGAACAAACUCAGGGCAUCCUUCAGGAGCUACAUGCUGCCACUGAUCAACUCAUUCAGGAUCAGUAUGGCAAUUACGUUAUCCAGCAUGUACUUGAACACGGAAAACCGGAGGACAAGACACAAUUAAUCAGCAGCGUUAGGGGUAAAGUACUUACUCUUUCUCAACAUAAAUUCGCAAGCAAUGUUGUUGAAAAAUGUGUAACUCAUGCUACGAGACAAGAACGUGCUGUACUCAUUGAAGAAGUAUGCGGCUUUAACGAUAACGCACUGAACGUAAUGAUGAAGGAUCAGUAUGCCAACUACGUGGUGCAAAAGAUGAUCGACGUGGCGGAACCAGCCCAGCGUAAAGUAUUGAUGCACAAGAUCCGCCCACAUUUAGGUAGCUUGCGCAAGUACACCUAUGGCAAGCACAUCAUUGUCAAACUAGAAAAGUUCUUCAUGAAAACCGCGUCCGCGAUGGGAGUGACUACGCCUGCUGGUGCUUCAAGCGGUGGAGGCGAUCUUGGUCCGAUCGGACCGCCUGCUUCUGCUGCUGGUCCCGUUUCUACGCCAGCUCAGCAGCCAACGCAGGUUUUGUAAAAUGCGUACGAUUGUCGUGGAAAGUAACAACUUCAAAGAUGAUCGUACGAUUUAAAAAAAAGAAAAAAAUCAAGCAAACGCGUAUCAAGACCUACGUAAUAUUUAUUGCAACGUAUCUAUCACCAUUAAUUUAAUAGACGAAGAAGAAAAAAAGAGGAUGCAUUUUAGCGUGCCGUAUGUAUCUCGUUGUCCCUUCUUGAGAUCGUGAAACCGAAAGGAAGAAAGUAAACCAAAUUUCAGAUAAAAGGGGAAAGAACUAUUAAAAAACGGAAGAAACGAUUUUUCUUAUUUUUGCAAAACUGUGAACAAAAGGGAAACCAGCGAUUUGUAUAGAAAACGUAACGAAGAAGAGGGACAACGCGAGAUCACGGUGUAAGGAAAGCAAAAAAAAAAAAAAAACUAUUUCAAGGUCAAAUGUGUGUCGGAAAAAUCAAUUUUUGUAGAAAUAACGUUAGAGGUGCAGUGGCAUUUUUUUCUAUUAGUAAUCGUCUAACGUGCUGCCGAGUUAAUAUACUACUGAUAGUGAUUCGUAUUGAAAAUAACGCAAAGAAAGUUGCACCACGAUAUUAACACUUCGAAAACCAACGUUCCUUCGUUAAGGUUGGGACGAGCUUUUUAAGCAGCUGUAAAAGAAACUGUAGUGCUGAGAUGGCUAAUUGUCUUUUAACGUCAUUCAUUUGAUCGAUAAGUUUUCAGCCGCAUUUCCUGUACUCGCUAACAGAGACAUCUUUUGAAAUUUCUCAAAUAGACCAACCCUUCUCUAUCCGAUUCUAAUUAUCCUUGUACUUAAAACAUCUGUCAUAAUCUUUUUACAGAUACUUGUAGGUACAAGAACAAUUAGAGUCAAACUAGAGGAUUAAGAAGAAGAAACGGAGAACGCAAGGACUCUAUAUAAUUUCAGAAGAUUUGUUUAGCAGCAAGUACACGAAAUGCCACGGUACCAUUUUCUUUUCUCCUGCCAUUUUUAACAUGGUCUCUAAUCCUCCUAUACAUUUUCCUUAUUGUAAAAUACGAAACAUUCAUUUUUGACAAAAGAGACGCUCUAAAAGAAAGAAAUCGUUUAUAUUCGGAUUCAUCUAAAUUAUCCGCCCCUUCUCGAUCAAACCGUAUAUAUAUAUAUAAUAACCAAACACCCCUCCUUUUCUCAUUUUAAAUAAUCAUAGACCACACAUGGUGAUUAUUUAAACAUAACCCAUUGUAUAUUGUAUAAAUGAUAACGUGUUCUUUGGAGGAUAGAGAAACUCGAAGAACACGUAUGUAUCUAUAUAUCUUUUUCGCGUCAUUUUUCCCCUCUGACCUUUUACACGUUCACGCAUUAAGAAACGUAUACACACGUACACGCAUACACACGCAUUGAGUAUUUCGAUUGUAUUUAUAAUACCGAUCACGUAAGACGGUUGGAAAGAGCACCUCUCAGCUGUUUUCAAUAACACUGCACUUGUACCUUUUGUCGGAAUUCCGGAAAGCUAUGGCAAGAGAAAGAACACGCAUCCCUUGUUUCCUCGAAUCUUUUUCUUCUUUUCUUUUUUUUUAAUUUUCACUUUAGUUUGCUUUCGGUUAGCUUCGUUCAUAUCGUGCAUGCAUCGUUAUUUUUCUUUUUCUUUUUAACGUUCCUAAUUUCCCGUCUGUAAUUAUAUGUAUCUGUACGCACGAUGAAACCGCGUUAUCGAUUCCAUCGUGUCUCCGAAAGACGAUCUUCUUUUUUUCACAUGUUUCAUCGUAAACAAUCAUUUUUUUUUUCUUUUGUUCUUUUAAUCCUUUUCAGGCAACGUUUAUACGUUUCCUGAUGAGUAGGAUUUUGUGUUCAUUCAAGACGUAUCCUUUGAGGGGAAAGAAAGAAACAAAAAGAGAGAGGUUGAGGUCACAAAGAGAGAAGGCAGUGUUUCGUUGUUGGAAUUAUUUCAUUUGCGAAGAAUUCUGAGAACGAAGCAAGAACAGCAGCGUUUUCGAAGCAGAACGUUACAUCGAAAUUGCUUCACGAGUUGUGUGUGUAUAUAUAUAUUAAUAAUUAUUCUUUGUCGAGACGUUCCCUCGAUGAUUGUACAAAAUCUCGCCAAGUUUUUUAAAUUCGACGCUCGUACGCGCGACACAUUUUCUCUCAAUUUGUGUUUCAAAUACAGACACAAAAAGAAAAAAAAAGAACACACGUUACGUACUGAAAUCCAGAGAAAGUAGUUGGUUGCGUGUUGCCAGAUUCUCGUAUGACCGAAUAGGUAAUGAUAAGAUCGAAUUGUAUUUUAACCGUGUACAAUGUAUAAUAUUUUGUUAACUUAGGUGUUAAAUAUGUAGAAUUCUAAACAAACAAAGAAACGAAAGACGAAUGAAACAAACAAAGAGAGGAACGAGAAAAGAAAAGAAAGAAAGGGACAGCCGUAAAUGCAACACGAGGUCCUCACGUUGCGCGCGAUUUUGUACAAACAAACGAAUAAAAAGAAAGAAGGAAGGCAAAAAACGAGCAAAAAAGGAAAAAGAAGAGGAAGAACAUAUAUAUUAUAGCAGAUUUCUUUGUAAGAUAUUGUAAAUAACGAUUUAUUAACGAAAUUGACAAAUUCUUAGGUAAUCCUUUCUCUCUUUCUCUUUCUUUUUCUCGCGGGGAUUAUUUGCCGUUAGUGACGCGACCGAGUUACAACUAGGAACAAUAAUGAAAACUAAAGAUAAACAAAUGUUUAUGAGGGAAAAAUGCGUAAAACGCAAUUUCUAUCGGGUUUCAAGGAAUUUUUUUUUUUUUUUUAAUUUUUAAUUUUUCUCAAUCGUACCCGACUUGAUUGUUUGAUAAAUUAAGUACUGGUACUCGUGGAGAUACGAUGAUAACGUAUGCGGUUGACUAUUUAUUUCCUCGUCCACACGGAUUCGAUCUUGAAUUUAUAGGAAAUCGCUGAGAGGAGGCUGCUCAUUUUUUUUUUUGGAGCCGUGAAAACAGGGGAAAAAAAAGAAAGAAGGAAAGAGUCGAUAUGUAUGAUAUAACGAGUGAUUAACGCAAGGAAGGAAGAAAGAAAGAAAGAAAUUCAAUAUAAAUACAGACAGAGACAUUCCAACCGCCACCUUUUUUUUCACACUCCCUCCCCCUCAGUCGACAGGAUAUAUAUACUCGCUGUUAAAAAACCGCGGAUUACGUGAAUAUACCACGUUGUUUAACUGAUAUUUAAAUAAUAAGGAACGAUGAUAGUGUUCCAUUCAUCUCUGUAAAUUGCGCGCAUCAUUUGUAAAUUAAACGUCGGAAUUAAACCAUCCCCCUCAUUUUUGUAAUAGAAAGCAUCGAUAUAUCACCCCUGUCGAGUUUAGCAAGGUUUAACAUUGAUAUGGAAAUGAAGAAAAAAAAAAAAAAAUGAAACUGAAGUCAUGUAAUAACAGAAGCGAAAAUUGAACGCAAAAUCUCAUGUCUUUAUCAGCUAAGAUUUAAUUACUAUUAUUAUAUUUUUAUUAUAUUAUUAUUAUUAUAUUAUGAUUCUUAUUAUUAUCAUUAUUACUAUAUUAUUAUUAUUACUAUAAUUAUUAUCAAUAUUGUUUGAUUAACGACCUUCCCUAUAUUGAUUAUUAUUGCUAUUACUAAUGAUUGCUAGGUUCACACUUCUAUAAAAAAAGAAUAUAUGUAUAUGUAUAUGCAAACACGAGUGAGGACAAAGAUAUUUAAGGCUUUAUACAUUUAAUAUGGACACGUUUUCCUUUUACAUAUUCGAUUGUAUGAUUUUGGUCAUUUGAAAGAUUUCAACAAGGUAACGAUACGAUUCUCUUUUACUUUCGCUGGAAAUUAAAUACAAAUGUUUCAUGAAAAUAUUGACCAUCUGAUUGCUGUCGUGUUAUAUGUAUAUAUAUAUACAUGUAUGUACACAUCUCUACUUAAGCUUCUGAGGAAUGAAAAGAAAUUCUUAAACGAUUUUUGAUUAUAAAUAGUGUAAAUUUUUUAUAUAGCGCGAGAAUGAAAUAUUACUGGUUGCGCGUGGCACCAUGUAUAAAAUGAAAAAAAAAAAAAAAAAAAAGCGAAAAAAUAAUGGAAAAAUGGUACACGUUCACAUAACACGCGUUCACUACACACGUUGGUCUUUCGAUCUUUUUUAACUUGUACUUUUCCUUCGUCAUUCGCUUUUUUUUUCUGUUUCUGCAUUACGGAUUGUGCGAACCUCAGAUCCGUCUGCGAAAUUUAUAAUCGUAAAGAAAAAAAAGAGUAAAUAAAACCGUGUACAUCCUGUUCCUCGAGAGCGUGUACUCGUUGUAAAAUAUGUAAAAGUGCGAGUCGUGAUUCAGUAUUUUCUGUACACACGGUGGUUUUUUGGUAUAUCUUUUGUAAAUUUCUGUGCGAUUAUAUAUAUAUAUAUAUAUAUAUGCGUGCGUACGAUUCGUCGCCUGGGAAAUGGAACAGAUAUUUUUUUUUUCUUUUUUUUUUUGUUAAUAAAGGAUCCGAAUUCGCGGAAUUUGUAACGCUAUAUGUAAAAGGAUAUCGAACUUACUCUUGCCUGUGUAACACAAGAACAAGAAAAAGAGAGAGAGGGACGAUCGACAGGUUCAUUCGUUUCUCUCUGGCAACGCGUGAACAUUAUUUUUUUGGAAAAAUUAAUUGGGUGAAAAACACUGAAAUUGGCUGAACAUUCACGCAUAUUGAGUAUACUAUCAUAGGGGCAUCUUUGCACUGUUAAUAUCCCUGUAUAUAAUGAAUUCGAUGAAUUUUACUAUUAUUUAAAUUAAAAUUCGAGUAAAGUGCCCGACGAAGUUGUGUAAUUCGUUAAUUGGAGAGGAAUUGACUCGCAUCGUUCGCACUUAGAUUUUCUUCUGUAUUGUAUUUAGGAAAAAAGAAAAAAAAAACGGUAUUCGAGCUGUACUUGCAUGUAACGCACGAUUUUUU
Messenger RNA from Osmia bicornis bicornis, 9690 nucleotides. It is a transcript of the gene pum, whose product is annotated as pumilio homolog 2. Bases 1296 to 4853 code for a protein of 1185 amino acids. Gene Ontology annotation, molecular function: mRNA 3'-UTR binding. Gene Ontology annotation, biological process: post-transcriptional regulation of gene expression. The record is from RefSeq and is a predicted model, not a curated record. Gene Ontology annotation, cellular component: cytoplasm; nucleus. Lineage: Eukaryota; Metazoa; Arthropoda; Insecta; Hymenoptera; Megachilidae. The transcript has 17 exons.